Molecule: messenger RNA, 2693 nt
Organism: Panthera uncia (snow leopard)
Lineage: Eukaryota; Metazoa; Chordata; Mammalia; Carnivora; Felidae
Gene: PEX1
Product: peroxisomal biogenesis factor 1
Exons: 13
Coding region: 49-1815 (588 amino acids)
Biological process (GO): protein import into peroxisome matrix
Cellular component (GO): cytosol; peroxisomal membrane
Molecular function (GO): ATP binding; ATP hydrolysis activity
Source: RefSeq, a predicted model, not a curated record
CCUGAGGCUGCGCAGAGCCAGAGGCUUGCACAUGCUUUGAAUGAUGCAAUGAAAGAGUUUAUUUCCAUGGGAAGUUUGGUAGCACUGGUUGCCACAAGCCAGUCUCAGCAUUCACUGCAACCUCUGCUCGUCUCGGCUCAAGGAAUUCACAUAUUUCAGUGUGUCCAACAUAUUCAGCCUCCUGAUCAGGAGCAAAGAUGUGAAAUGCUACAUAAUGUAAUAAAAAAUAAACUGGGCUCUGAUGUAAACAAGUUCACUAAUCUUGACCUGCAUUGUAUAGCUAAACGAACUGAAGGGUUUGUGGCUAGAGAUUUUACAAUGCUUGUGGAUCGAGCCAUACAUUUUCAUCUCUCUCACCAGAGCAUAUCCACCAGAGAAGAAUUAGUUUUAACAACAUUGGACUUCCAAAAGGCUCUCCAAGGAUUUCUUCCUGCAUCUCUGCGAAACGUCAACUUGCAUAAACCUAGGGACCUGGGCUGGGAUAAAAUUGGUGGAUUACAUGAAGUUCGGCAGAUACUCAUGGAUACUAUCCAGUUACCAGCCAAGUACCCAGAACUAUUUGCAAACUUGCCCAUACGACAAAGAACGGGAGUACUGCUGUAUGGUCCUCCUGGGACAGGAAAAACCUUACUAGCUGGAGUAGUUGCACGAGAGAGUGGAAUGAAUUUUAUUAGUAUCAAGGGGCCAGAGUUACUGAGCAAAUACAUUGGAGCAAGUGAACAAGCUGUUCGGGAUAUUUUUAUUAGAGCACAGGCAGCCAAGCCCUGCAUUCUUUUCUUUGAUGAAUUUGAAUCCAUUGCCCCUCGACGAGGCCAUGAUAAUACAGGAGUUACAGAUCGUGUGGUUAACCAGCUGCUGACUCAGUUGGAUGGGGUGGAAGGCUUACAGGGUGUUUAUGUAUUGGCUGCUACUAGUCGCCCUGACUUGAUUGACCCUGCCCUGCUUAGGCCUGGCCGACUCGAUAAAUGUGUAUACUGUCCUCCUCCUGAUCAGGUGUCACGUCUUGAAAUUUUAAAUGUUCUCAGUGACUCUCUACCUCUGGCAGAUGAUGUGGACCUUCAGCACGUGGCAUCAGUAACCGACUCCUUCACGGGAGCUGACCUGAAAGCUUUACUGUACAAUGCCCAGUUAGAGGCCUUACAGGGAAGGCUGCUGUUCUGUGGGCUCCAAGAUGGAAGUUCCAGCUCUGAUAGUGACCUAAGUCUGUCUUCAAUGGUUUUUCUCAACCACAGCAGCGGCUCCGAUGAUUCAGCUGGAGAUGGGGAGUGUGGCUUGGAGCAGUCCCUGGUUUCUCUGGAGUUGUCUGAGAUGCUUCCAGAUGAAUCAAAAUUCAAUAUGUACCGGCUCUACUUUGGAAGCUCCUAUGAAUCAGAACUUGGGAACGGAACAUCUUCUGAUCUGAGCUCACAGUGCCUGUCUGCACCAAGCUCCAUGGCACAGGACUUUUCUGGAGCCCCUGGGAAAGAUCAGUCGCUUUCACGACCUCCAGUGUUCAGAACAUCCUCACAAGAGGGUUCCCAAGAACUUACACAGGAACAAAGAGAUCAGCUACGGGCAGAUAUCAGUGUCAUCAAAGGCAGAUACCGGAGCCAAAGUGGAGAGGAUGACUCCCUUAACCAACCAGGACCAGUCAAAACCAGUUUGGCUAUUAGCCAGUCGCAUUUAAUGGCUGCCCUCAGUCACACAAGGCCAUCCAUUAGUGAAGACGACUGGAAGAAUUUUGCUGAACUGUAUGAAAGCUUCCAAAAUCCAAAGAAAAGAAAGAAUCAAAGUGGAACAAUGUUUCGACCUGGACAGAAAGUAACUCUAGCAUAAAACAUACUUUUGAUUUUGUUUUUGCUGGCUUGUUCCUAUGUUGUGACAGUAAAAAUGGGGUCUGUAAAUUUCUUUUUAACAAAUUAGGUUAAUCUAUAAAAUCACAGAUUGGCAAACCUGUGGUUAUGUCAUAAUCAGGAUUACUUGAGAUUAAUUCUGUAGAAUAAAUUGGGAUAUUUAUAACUGAUUAUCUUAUUUCCUAUAAAUCUAAAUUAAAUCCUUAGUGAAAAAAUAUUGUCUUAAUGGUGUAACUAAUUAUUUUCUCAUCUGAGGAAAAUGCAUUUCUUAGAACUCACAUAUUCAACAUCUUCCUUGCGUUUGACAAAUCUUAUACUUAGCACCUUUGACCAUUUGAAAAUGUCCUAUUAUUUAUUGAUCCAAUGCUCUGUUCUUCUAUCAGAACAUGUAGACUUUACAUACAAUUCCAAAUAAAUUCAGUUAUUCCCACCACCAGAAAUGAGAUCGUAUCCCCUUAAUAUACUACAUCUAGUUCCAAGGCCAAGAUCUUAAAUGAGGUCCAUUCCCCCCGAUCCAUCAUGACUUUGUCUGGAUGUUCUCUGAUCUGUGAACUAGAUGUAAACUGAGCCACCAUCAACACAAACUGUGUAUAGUAAUGCAGUAGGAGAAAGGAAAAGGGAGAAAGUUAGGUGAAGUAUAUAAAUAAAUACAUGAAAUGGCAAAGAGGGGUUGCCUGUGUGUUUCUGUCCAUUGAGCAUCUGACUCUGGAAUUUACCUCAGGUCAUGAUCUCACGGUUUGUGAGAUCAAGCCCCAUAUCGGGCUCUGCACUGGUGGUGUAGAGCCUGCUUGGGAUUCUCUCUCUCCUCUCUGACCGUCUCCCCUCCCAAUAAAUAAGUAAACAUUUAAAAAAGAAAGAGAG